Molecule: messenger RNA, 1310 nt
Organism: Chelonia mydas (Green sea turtle)
Lineage: Eukaryota; Metazoa; Chordata; Testudines; Cheloniidae
Product: leukotriene C4 synthase
Exons: 5
Coding region: 461-919 (152 amino acids)
Biological process (GO): leukotriene biosynthetic process
Cellular component (GO): nuclear envelope; endoplasmic reticulum; membrane
Molecular function (GO): glutathione transferase activity; glutathione peroxidase activity; leukotriene-C4 synthase activity
Source: RefSeq, a predicted model, not a curated record
UCUCUCAGUCCUUCCACCCCCCGGCUGCAGGGACGCGACUGCAGAGCCCGCUGGGAAGCGCAGCGCAGCCCGGGAUUCCCCCGCGCGAGCUGCUGGCCAGGGAGCGGGGCGCAGCCGGGGACCCGGGGGGCGGCCGCUCGUGCGCGCUCUCAAGCCUGUGUCCGCAGGCACCGCCGCCCCCUCAAGAGCAAGAAUUUGCUUUUCUGACCUCGGUCCCCAGGGCUGGGCACGCCUUCCCCGAGCCAGGCACUCGCCUACCUGCUGUCGCUGCGGCCGUCCAGGAACAGCUCUGCAGCAUGCAAGGGGUUAACUAGCGCUGCGAGGAGGAAGCAAGUGCUAGCGCGGAGCAAUAGCUGUCGGUGGCGGUGUACACACGGCAGGGGGAGCGGACCGCACUCCGCAGUCACUCCCCUGCAGGAGCUGGGACCGGUUUUUUGCCCCAACGCCCGUCAGACGCAAGAUGCUGGAUCAGAUCGCGUUGCUAGCCGCUGUGACCGUCCUGGGAGUCUUGGAGCAAGCCUAUUUUGCGCUGCAGGUGAUCUAUGCCAGACGGAAGUACAAAGUCUCCCCCCCGGAUACAGCAGGCCCACCAGAAUUUGAGAGAGUCUUCAGAGCUCAGGCAAACUGCUCCGAAUACUUUCCAAUCUUUGUGUCUGUCCUAUGGGUGGCUGGAAUCUUCUUCCAACAAGGUGUGGCUGCAGUCUGUGGGCUACUCUACUUGUAUGCUCGGUACCAGUACUUCCAGGGAUAUACGCUCUCUGCUCAUGGAAGAUUGGGGCCUAUGUACUUCAGUGCCAAAGUUCUGUGGAUUUUGAUUGGUUUGUCCAUGGCUGGGCUUUUGGUUCACUUCCUGUCGCUCAGUUCUUUUGUGUGGAGAAUGGAAAUUCCAAGCAAACUGCAACUGCUCUUCCGGUGGUAAACAGGGCCUGUGACUGCUGACCUAAACCCUCAACUCAGCAUCUCCUCCAGCGCUGGGGGAAGAGGGAGAAAGUGGUUCUCUCCCUCCCGCCACCCCAAGUUAUCCACAGCAAGUUCCACGUACUAGGAAACCGUUUUAAUCACAAGUGGAGACUUGAGCAACGCUACAGUCAUUUGCCUCAGUUAGCUUUUAAAACCCCUUCUCUUCCCCCACUAAACGUUGUGCAUAUGCAUGUAGAAAAGCACAGGCUUGCUAGAGAGACGUGAUUAGCAGCACAUGCUGUUCUUCCUUCCCAUCCCAUGCACCCAGCUGAAACUAAGGAUUUUGCCACCAGACUCAGCUUUGGUAGGAUGUUGCUUAAGCUAAUAAAAAGAGGCUGUUGUAAUUCUCA